UCUGAGGGAGGAGAAAGAAAUGAAGGGAGACUGACUAAAGUGCUAAAAGAAACUGCUUUCUAUUUUUUCAUCAGUGUUGGGAUUGUAUUGUAUGAGGACCUAUCAAGAUAGCCUGAGGUCCAUCGGAAAGAACUCCAUAUACAACAUGAGACACACUAAAAUACGACCAGAGUUGCCUCCUCUGCCUAAAUCUGCCAAUCAAGAACCAUCUGACCUCUACAAGACAAUCAUGUCACACAGUUUUUAUCCUCCCUUGAUGCAAGAAAUGUCAUGGACUAAGGCUGUGCCAUUCAAGGACCAAAUCUACUAUAGUGGUCCCAGUGAUUCCAUUGCUAACAACUAUUCCAUGAAUGCUCGAGAUCUGAGAAUGAGAGACCUAGCGAAACUGUCCCAGCCCGUCAGAGUCACCCCAUCUGGACAAGAACGUCAGAAAACAAAAAUGGCUUCAAGAGAUGGGCCCAAUGCCAAGAGAACCAAAUUUUCACCCAAAAACAAAAUGGGUAAUGUCAGUAAGAAAACAGAAUACUCAGAGAGAGAGAAUGCAGCAUCCUUUCCAAUCAAAGGCCCACUACCUGCUAAGACUUUGACCUCUGUUUGCUCAACUUUGAUGGUCUCAGGAAUGGAUAUUUCUGAUUUGCCUGGGAGCCGGCCAAUGAGUCCAGAAGAACAGAUUAAUACAAUGAUUCAAGAAGAAAAGGAAAAGGAAAAAAAUGAAUCUGAACCCUCAGAGACAGACUUGAAGAGAUAUUAUUAUUAUGUGACUAAUGGGAUUCGGAAAGACAUGAUUGCCCAGCAGGAUGAAGAUGUACUUGAUCGUAUUCUAAAACUUAUUCCAACAAACUUGAUAAAGAAUCCCAACCUGGAGAACUUAUUUAAAAAACUUGUGCAGGAGAAUGACCAGGACUACUACUACAGUCUCAUGAAGGACAUUGUUGAUUAUAUCCUGAUGGAUCCCCAGGAGAAAGAAAGACUUUCAAUUAACAACACUCCCCGCGUAUUUCCACAAAGAAUAAUUCGAGCACCAGUACCAUGGAACAAAGACUAUAAGGCUGCAAAACUGUGGAAUGAAGAUCACCUCUUUGUAGUGAAUCCCAUGAUGUUGGUCCUAAAGGAGAUGUGGUUUUCAGAAUUUUGUAACAUCCGGUUUGUUCGAACAGCUGAAUUACUCGCAGGCCCAUUGCCUCUAUUGCCCAAUGAAUUUUUCAGUGUCGUUCAAAAGCACUGUGGUGAAGCUCGCCAGAUUCUUCUUGACAAGUGGAUUCCCAUGUGUGCCCAGCAUUUUAUCUUACAGAAGCAUCAUUGGCUUCGUUUUGCUCCCAAGAGUGACUUUGAUUCCUCUCGAAACAUUGAGGAGUAUUUUGCUUCAGUGUCUUCCUUCAUGUCCCUGCAGCUUCGGGAGUUGGUCAUUAAUUCGUUGAAGGACCUUGUUGAAUUUUUUAUGAUCCACAAGGAUGGGAAUGAUUUUGAACACCCUUAUCAAGAGAUGGACUUCUUCAUCCCUCAAGUAAUCCUCUUAAAACUUGAAGUGAAAGAACCAAUGAUUACCUUUGAUCCACCUUUUGAUGAAUGCUGGGAAAUAAUCUAUAAGUGCUUCAUGGAAAUUAUUAAGCACUCUGAAAAUAUUCCUAAGGUAGAAGUAAACCUUUUUCCAGAGCUCCAAGGAAAUAAUCUGACUCUUGGGACUGUCUGCCCAGAUGAAAUGUUAGUUUCAGAUUUUGUGAAGCAAACAGAAGAGGUUUUUGAAAAAAACCAAGUAGGCCCCAAAAAAUAUUUAGAUGUGUAUCAAAAAUACAACAAUUUGUUGGAUGGUACAGCAAAAGAAGAUGUCACAUCUUUUCUCUCAAAACCUCAUGACCUUGAUGAUUUUGUGGAGUUCAUUGACAACAUGAAGAAAUUGAAAGGAGAAAUUGCAUCCAUGCACAUCACAGUACCUUUGGCCCUGUUCUGCCUUGAUGCUUUAGCAUUAAAUGAAAAUCUCUGCAAUCGGACCCAAGCCUUGAAAGAUCAGCUGAUACAAUUCCAAGUUGAUGAAAACCGAGAGCAGAAUACCAACCUCUGCAACCAAUACAGCAUGAUUGCCGACAAAGUCAGUGAGAUUCCUAUUAACACCGAGGAACUGGUAUCUCUCACUGCAUUCUUAAAGAAGUCCAGCGAGGUCACUGUGUUCAGAAUCAGGAGGCAGAUCUCUGAUGCAGCUUGGAGGCUGGAGUUCCUAAUGAACUAUGCUGAUCUUCCCAUUGAGGAUAUAAAGUUGAACAGUACCUUGUUCCUCUGGCCAGAUCAGAUUGAGGAUAUCUUUGAAAACAGUCGAAAUCUGCUGUAUACCAAAAGGGAACAGGCAGAAUUGACCCUAAUUAGAAGGUGUGCCGAAUUUGAGGGGAAACUCGAGAAUUACUUCAAGGAAGUGGAGAGCUUUAGAAAAAAAGAAGUAGUAAACAUGGAGGAAAUGAAGAACAAUGUUGAAAAACUUAAUGAGUUGUCUAAACAUCUGGAAAUGGCACUAGUGGAAUUUGAGGCAAUCAACAAAGAAGAGGAGCUCUUAGAAAAGGAGAAGAGUAAGUUCCCCCUUCUGCAGGUGGUGAUGACCAACAAGUUGCCUUUUGAACAGCUCUGGACAACAGCUUAUAACUUUUUCACCAAAUCAGAGGAGUGGAUGAAUGGGCCUCUGUACACACUAAAUGCUGAAGAAAUCACUGAUGAAGUGAACAACAUGUGGAGGACAAUGUACAAACUGACUAAGACUUUGAGUGACCUUCCUGGACCCAAGCGUGUAGCAGAAAAUGUCAAAUUCAAGAUUGACAAAUUCAAGACGCAUCUUCCUGUCCUGUCUAUCGUCUGCAAUAAAGGGAUGAAGGAGAGGCACUGGAAACAGAUCAGUGAAAUAGUGGGGAUUGAAAUAAAACCAGAUGAAACAACUUGUCUUUUAAACAUGGUGGAAUUGGGAAUUGGCAAGUUUGUGGAUAAACUUGAGCCUAUUAGUGCAGCAGCCAGUAAAGAAUAUUCCCUGGAGAAAAACAUGGAUAAGAUGAAAUCUGAGUGGAUGAGCAUGCUUUUUAACUUUUCGAAAUACAGGGACACGGACAUAAAUAUUCUGUGUUCAGUUGAUGAUAUUCAACUAUUACUUGAUGAUCAUGUGAUAAAGACUCAGACUAUGUGUGGGUCACCUUUCAUCAAACCCAUAGAAACUGAAGCUCGGAAAUGGGAAGAGAAGCUGCUCCAAAUGCAGAAUAUUUUAGAGGCCUGGUUGAAGUGCCAGGUCACAUGGUUGUACCUAGAGCCUAUCUUCAGUUCUGAAGACAUUAUAGCACAAAUGCCAGAAGAGGGAAAGAAAUUUGGAAUUGUCGAUAGUUAUUGGAAGGGCAUUAUGAGCCAAGCGGUGAAAGAUGCCAGAGUGCUUGUAGCAACAGAUCAGCCACAGAUGUUAGAAAAACUCAGAGAAGCCAAUGUUCUGUUGGAAGACAUCCAGAAGGGACUGAAUGAAUAUUUGGAGAAGAAAAGAUUGUUUUUCCCCAGGUUCUUUUUCCUAUCAAAUGAUGAGCUGCUAGAGAUCUUGUCAGAAACAAAGGAUCCCCUCCGAGUCCAGCCACAUUUAAAGAAGUGCUUUGAGGGAAUUGCAAAACUUGAAUUUAAUGAUGAACUGGAAAUUUUGGGCAUGAUCAGCUCAGAGAAGGAAGUGGUUCCUUUCAGUAAGAAAAUCUACCCACUUCAAGCCAAGGGCAUGGUCGAAAAAUGGCUUCUUCAAGUGGAACAGAUGAUGCUUGCCAGUAUCCGAGAAGUGCUUAAGAAAGGGAUUGAUGCUUAUGCUGAGGUUCCUCGAAAGCAGUGGGUUCUGGAGUGGCCUGGACAAGUUGUAAUUUGUGUUUCAUCUAUCUACUGGACAAAGGAGGUGUCUGAGGCUAUCGUAAACAAUACUUUACUGGACUUUCUGGAAAAAAGUAACCUUCAGAUUGCAGAGAUUGUUGAGCUGGUUCGGGGUAAAUUAAGUAGUGGAGCUCGGCUGACCCUGGGAGCCCUCACAGUCAUUGAUGUCCAUGCUCGUGAUGUGGUUGCCAAAUUAGCCGCUGACAAAGUUGAAGAUCUGAAUGACUUCCAAUGGAUCUCUCAGCUUCGCUAUUACUGGGAAAUCAGCGAUGUGAUUGUAAGAAUGAUCACUACAGAAGCUUUGUAUGGUUAUGAGUACUUGGGAAACUCCCCACGGCUGGUGAUUACCCCUCUCACUGACAGAUGUUACAGGACUUUAAUGGGAGCUUUGAAACUGAAUCUUGGGGGUGCCCCAGAGGGUCCUGCUGGGACAGGCAAAACAGAAACUACAAAAGAUCUAGCCAAGGCCUUGGCUAAGCAGUGUGUGGUCUUCAAUUGCUCUGAUGGUCUGGAUUACAAAGCCAUGGGAAAGUUCUUCAAGGGUUUGGCCCAAGCUGGAGCAUGGGCCUGCUUUGAUGAAUUCAACAGGAUUGAGGUUGAGGUACUGUCUGUGGUGGCCCAGCAGAUCCUCAGCAUUCAACAGGCUAUCAUCCGAAAGCUCAAGACUUUCAUAUUUGAGGGCACUGAGCUCUCUUUGAAUCCUACCUGUGCUGUCUUUAUUACCAUGAAUCCUGGCUAUGCAGGUCGGGCAGAGCUUCCUGAUAAUCUCAAGGCCUUGUUCCGAACAGUUGCCAUGAUGGUACCUGAUUAUGCAUUAAUUGGGGAAAUCUCCCUUUAUUCCAUGGGUUUUCUGGACUCUCGUAGUCUUGCCCAGAAAAUCGUAGCUACUUAUCGUUUAUGCUCUGAGCAGCUAUCAUCUCAGCAUCACUAUGACUAUGGGAUGCGGGCAGUAAAGUCUGUCCUAACAGCUGCUGGGAACCUGAAGCUGAAAUAUCCAGAAGAAAAUGAGAGUGUCUUGUUGCUCCGGGCUUUAUUGGAUGUCAACUUGGCCAAAUUCUUGGCUCAAGAUGUGCCUCUGUUUCAGGGGAUCAUAUCGGAUUUGUUCCCAGGAGUCAUUCUUCCUAAGCCAGACUAUGAGCUUUUCAUUGCAGCACUAAAUGAAAACAUUAAAAAGAUGAAACUCCAAUCAGUACCAUGGUUUAUUGGAAAGAUUAUCCAGAUUUACGAGAUGAUGCUGGUGAGACAUGGUUAUAUGAUUGUUGGAGAUCCCUUGGGCGGGAAAACCUGUGCUUACAAAGUCCUGGCAGCAGCUCUGGGUGAUAUGUAUGAAGCCAAUCAGGGAGAUGAGUUUGCUGUUGAAUACAAAAUCAUCAAUCCCAAAGCCAUCACCAUGGGUCAGCUAUAUGGUUGCUUUGACCCAGUGAGUCAUGAGUGGACUGAUGGGGUCCUUGCCACCUCCUUUCGAGAGCAAGCAUCAUCAGUGACUGAGGAUCGGAAGUGGAUUAUAUUUGAUGGCCCAGUAGAUGCUGUUUGGAUUGAAAACAUGAACACUGUGCUGGAUGACAAUAAGAAGCUAUGUUUAAUGAGUGGAGAGAUCAUCCAGAUGAGUGUCAAGAUGAGUCUGAUCUUCGAGCCAGCAGAUUUAGAGCAGGCUUCCCCAGCCACUGUCAGCAGAUGUGGGAUGAUCUACAUGGAACCACAUCAACUGGGUUGGAAGCCCUUAAAGGACUCAUACACAGAAACACUGCCCCCCAACCUCACCGAGGAGCACAAUGAACUGGUUAACGACAUGUUCAUGUGGCUAGUCCAGCCUUCUUUAGAUUUUGUCCGUCACUCCUGUAAAUGUGUAGUCCAGACAUCACCCAUCCAUCUUGCCUACUCCAUGAUGAAACUAUACAACUGUCUGCUUGAUGAAAUCAGAGCUGUGGGUGACCUAGACUAUGAUGGAGAAAACUUGACAAACCAGCAGAUAUUCCUUUGGCUCCAAGGCCUCUUCCUCUUUUCUCUGGUAUGGACAGUGGCAGGGACCAUCAAUGCAGAUAGCAGAAAGAAAUUUGAUGUUUUUUUCCGCAACUUGCUGAUGGGCACAGAUAACAACAACCCUCGUCCCAAAAGUGUCAAAAUCACCAAAAACAACAUAUUCCCAGAAAAAGGGAGCAUCUAUGACUAUUAUUUUCAUAAGCAUGGCAGUGGACAAUGGAAUUUGUGGACAGACUACAUCACCAAGGAUGAGCAGAUAAUCCCAGCUAAUGCAAAGGUUUCUGAACUCAUUAUCCCAACUAUGGAAACAGCCCGUCAAUCCUUCUUUCUGAAAAUCUACUUGAACCAUGGGAUUCCCAUGCUUUUUGUGGGUCCUACAGGAACUGGCAAAUCAGCUAUCACAAAUAAUUUUCUGGUCUGCUUGCCCAAGAACUUGUUUCUGCCAAACUGCAUCAAUUUCUCUGCCAGAACCUCAGCCAAUCAGACCCAGGACAUUAUCAUGUCAAAGCUGGAUCGGCGAAGGAAAGGUCUCUUUGGACCACCUGUGGGAAAAAAAGCUGUGGUAUUUGUGGAUGAUCUCAACAUGCCAGCCAAAGAGAUAUAUGGGGCUCAGCCUCCCAUUGAGCUCCUGAGACAGUGGAUCGACCAUGGUCAUUGGUAUGACAAGAAGGACACAUCCAGGUUGGAUAUAGUAGAUGUACUAUUCGUGUCAGCUAUGGGUCCUCCAGGUGGGGGAAGAAACAACAUUACAGGACGAUUCACCCGCCACUUGAAUAUCCUUUCUAUCAGUGCUUUUGAGGAUGAAAUUUUGAGCAGGAUUUUCACCUCCAUUGUUGACUGGCACUUUGGGAAAGGAUUUGAUGUAAUGUUUUUAAGACUUGGAAAGAUGAUGAUUCAAGCAACAAUGACCAUCUACAGAGCUGCAGUGGAGAACUUCCUGCCAACUCCCUCCAAAUCUCAUUAUGUGUUUAAUUUAAGAGAUUUUUCACGGGUUAUUCAAGGAGUAUUGCUGUGUCCUCACACUCGCUUGCAGGAUGGAGAAAAACUGAUUCGACUCUGGAUUCAUGAAGUUUAUCGAGUCUUUUAUGACCGCUUAAUUGAUCGUGGUGACAGAAAUGUGUUCUUCAGUAUGGUAAAGGAGACUACAGCUAACUGCUUCAAACAGAGUGUUGAGAAGGUCUUGAGUCAUUUAUCACCUACUGGGAAGAUUGUGGAUGAUAAUAUCCGUAGCUUGUUCUUUGGAGAUUUUUUUAAGCCUGAGGCUGAUGUAAAAAUCUAUGAUGAAAUUACUGACCUGAAAACUCUCACUUCGGUCAUGGAGUAUUAUCUAGAAGAGUUUAACAACAUCAGCAAGGCCCCAAUGUCAUUGGUCAUGUUCAGAUUUGCUAUUGAGCACAUUUCUCGCAUCUGUCGGGUUCUAAAGCAGGACAAUGGCCAUCUACUGCUAGUGGGCAUUGGAGGGAGUGGACGGCAGAGUGCCUCCAAACUGUCCACAUUCAUGAACUCAUAUGAGUUGUAUCAGAUUGAGAUCACCAAGAACUACACCAACAAUGACUGGAGGGAAGAUGUAAAAAAGAUUAUGCUUCAAGUUGGAGUGCUCAGUAAGAGCACAGUUUUCUUGUUUGCUGAUAAUCAGAUCAAGGAUGAAUCAUUUGUUGAGGAUAUCAACAUGCUCCUGAACACAGGUGAUGUGCCCAAUAUCUUUCCUGCUGAUGAGAAGGCUGAAAUUGUGGAAAAGAUGCAAACAGCAGCCAGGACUGAGGGCAGGAAAAUUGAUGCGACACCUCUUGCUAUGUAUACCUUCUUUAUUGAAAGGGUAAAAAAAAAUCUACACAUUGUUCUAGCCAUGAGUCCAAUUGGAGAUGCUUUCCGGAAUCGCCUACGAAUGUUCCCUUCUUUGAUCAAUUGCUGUACCAUUGACUGGUUUCAGACUUGGCCAACAGAUGCAUUAGAGAUGGUGGCCAACAAAUUUUUAGAAGAUGUGGAACUUGAUGAUGAAGUUCGAACACAGGUUGUGUCCAUGUGCAAGUAUUUCCAGGAAAGUGUGAGACAUCUCUCGGUGGACUUUUAUGGUACACUACGAAGACACAACUAUGUUACUCCAACAUCUUAUCUUGAAUUGAUUCUGACCUUCAAAACACUAUUAAAUAGCAAAAGACAAGAGGUGGAUAUGAUGAGGAACCGUUACCUAGUGGGGCUUCAAAAACUUGAGUUUGCAUCAUCACAGGUGGCUGUAAUGCAGGUAGAACUAACUGCCCUUCAACCAGAGCUGAUCAAGACCUCUGAAGAGACUGAUAAAAUGAUGAUAAAAAUUGAAGCAGAGACAGUGGAAGCAGAUGCUAAAAAGCUCUUGGUCCAAGCAGAUGAACAAAAGGCCAAUGCUGCCGCCGCCGUUUCACAGGCUAUUAAGGAUGAGUGUGAGGGUGAUCUGGCAGAGGCUAUGCCAGCAUUGGAGGCUGCCCUCUCUGCAUUGGAUACCCUGAAUGCCUCAGAUAUCACCAUGGUUAAGUCAAUGCAGAACCCUCCUGGCCCCGUCAAACUUGUCAUGGAGAGUAUCUGUGUCAUGAAAGGACUGAAACCAGAGAGGAAACCUGACCCAAGUGGCACUGGUAAGAUGAUAGAAGACUACUGGGGUACAUCCAGGAAAGUCCUUGGGGAUCUGAAAUUCUUGGAUAGUUUGAAGACUUAUGAUAAAGAUAAUAUUCCUCCCAUAAUCAUGAGAAGGAUCCGAGAAAGAUUCAUUGAUCACCCGGAUUUCCAGCCUGCAGUCAUUAAGAAUGUGUCAUCAGCUUGUGAGGGCUUGUGCAAGUGGGUGAGGGCCAUGGAGGUGUAUGAUCGAGUGGCCAAAGUUGUGGCUCCCAAGAGGGAAAGAUUGAGAGAGGCAGAAGGGAAACUGGAUGAACAGAUGGGAAAGUUGAAUCAAAAACGGGCAGAGUUGAAGCUGGUGGAAGAUCGACUGCAAGCCCUGAAUGAUGAAUUUGAGGCUAUGAAUGUAAAGAAAAAGGCAUUGGAAGACAAUAUUGACGUCUGCUCCCAGAAGUUAAUCAGGGCAGAAAAACUGAUCAGUGGUCUUGGAGGAGAGAAAGACCGGUGGACAGAAGCUGCCCGGCAAUUGGGGAUUCGUUAUACUAAUCUAACAGGGGAUGUGCUGCUGUCCUCCGGCACUGUGGCUUAUCUGGGGGCCUUUACAGUAGAUUAUCGUACUGACUGCCAAAAUGAAUGGCUACUAUAUUGCAAGGAGAAAGAAAUCCCAGGGUCCAAUGACUUCAGUCUCAGUAACACCUUAGGAGAUCCUGUGAAAAUCAGAGCCUGGCAGAUUGCUGGAUUGCCCAUAGAUUCUUUUUCCAUCGAUAAUGGCAUUAUUGUGUCCAAUUCAAGACGAUGGGCUUUAAUGAUUGAUCCACAAGGGCAGGCCAACAAAUGGGUCAAAAAUAUGGAGAAAUUCAAUAAACUUUCUGUAAUUAAACUUUCUGAUAGCAACUAUGUGAGGGUACUAGAAAAUGCUCUCCAAUUUGGAACCCCAGUUUUGCUAGAAAACAUUGGAGAAGAACUGGAUGCUUUCAUUGAACCUAUUUUACUCAAGUCAACAUUUAAACAGCAAGGGGUAGAGUAUAUGAGAUUAGGUGAAAAUAUUAUUGAAUACUCACAUGAUUUUAAAUUUUACAUUACAACCCGUUUGAGAAAUCCCCAUUAUCUCCCUGAAAUAGCUGUGAAAGUCUGUCUCCUCAACUUUAUGAUCACUCCUCUGGGUCUCCAAGAUCAGCUUCUUGGUAUUGUUGCUGCCAAGGAAAAGCCUGAGCUAGAAGAGAAAAAGAAUCAGCUAAUUGUUGAAAGUGCUGACAACAAAAAGCAGCUGAAAGAGAUAGAAGAUAAGAUUUUAGAGGUCCUCUCCAAGUCUGAAGGCAACAUUUUAGAGGAUGAAACUGCCAUUAAAGUUCUAUCAUCUUCUAAAGUGCUGUCUGAGGAAAUAUCUGAGAAACAGAAAAUUGCCUCAGUGACAGAAACACAGAUUGAUGAAACAAGAAUGGGCUAUAAGCCGGUAGCUGUUCAUUCUUCCACUAUCUUUUUUUGUAUUUCUGAUUUGGCUAACAUUGAACCAAUGUAUCAAUAUUCUCUGAUCUGGUUCAUCAACUUGUAUGUACAGUCUCUGGCCCAUAGCCGGAAGAGUGAUGACUUGGAUCAACGUAUAGAGAACAUCAUUAAUGACUUCACAGUGAGCAUUUACAACAAUGUCUGUCGUUCAUUGUUUGAGAAAGACAAGUUGCUCUUCUCUCUCCUCCUGACUAUUGGAAUCAUGAAAGGGAGCGGGAGAAUUGAUGAUGAAGUCUGGCGUUUUCUUCUGACAGGAGGUGUAGCUCUUGAUAACCCCUAUCCCAAUCCAGCUCCUGAAUGGUUAUCUGAAAAGUCAUGGGCUGAAAUCGUUCGUGCAUCCGACCUACCCUCUCUUGAAGGUCUGAAAGAGGAUGUGGAAGACAAUUGUUCAGAGUGGAAGGAGAUAUAUGAUUCUGCCAAACCCCAUGAAGAACCACUCCCUGGGGAAUGGGAUUAUCUCUAUGGAUUAGACCGUUUGGUGGUUCUCCGAUGUCUGCGACCAGACAAAAUUGUUCCAGCUACCCAGGAGUUCAUUGUUCAUAACAUGGGAAAGAUAUACAUUGAACCACCUACAUUUGACCUGCAGGGAUCCUACAAUGAUUCUAACAGCUGUGCACCAUUGAUUUUUGUGUUGUCUCCAGGUGCUGAUCCAAUGGCAGGUCUGCUCAAGUUUGCAGAUGAUCUUGGCAUGGGAGGUAACAGCAUUCAAACAAUCUCCCUUGGCCAGGGCCAGGGCCCCAUUGCUGCUGAUAUGAUUGACAAAGCCAUCACUGAGGGAACCUGGGUGGUCUUACAGAAUUGCCAUCUAGCCACCAGCUGGAUGCCUGCUUUGGAGAAGAUAUGUGAGGAAGUGAUUGUACCUGAAACCACCAACCCAUCUUUCAGGCUGUGGCUAACUAGUUAUCCAUCAGAGAAGUUUCCUGUCAGCAUUCUCCAGAAUGGAAUCAAAAUGACCAAUGAACCUCCCAAAGGUGUCCGAGCCAACCUAUUGCGUUCCUACCUCAAUGACCCUAUCUCAGAUCCUGUUUUCUUCAACAGUUGUGAAAAAAUUGAAAUGUGGCACAAAUUGUUGUUUGGCCUUUGUUUCUUCCAUGCCAUUGUUCAAGAGAGAAGAAACUUUGGACCUUUAGGUUGGAAUAUUCCCUAUGAAUUCAAUGAGUCUGACCUCAGAAUCAGCAUGCGGCAGAUCCAGAUGUUCCUUAAUGAAUAUGAGGAAGUGCCAUUUGAGGCUCUGACCUACCUAACAGGUGAAUGUAAUUAUGGUGGCAGAGUGACUGAUGACAAAGACAGACGCCUCCUACUAUCCCUUCUUUCCAUAUUCUAUAAUAAGGAUAUAGAAAAUGACUAUUACAGCUUGGCUUAUGGAGACAUCUACUAUGUUCCACCAGAUGGCCCAUACUCGGACUACAUUGACUACAUAAGGAGCUUGCCCAUAGCCACCCACCCUGAAGUUUUUGGUCUUCAUGAAAAUGCAGAUAUCACCAAGGACAACCAGGAAACCAAUCUAUUGCUUAAUGGUGUAUUACUGACACUUCCCAGGCAAAGUGGGGGAGCUGGCAAGUCUCCUCAGGAAGUGGUUGAAGAGUUGGCUAAGGACAUCCUAUCCAAACUUCCUAGUGACUAUGACUUAGAAAUGGUCAUGAACAUGUACCCUGUGGUCUAUGAAGAGUCCAUGAACACUGUCUUGAGGCAAGAGCUCAUUCGAUUUAACAGACUGACAUCAGUGAUUCGGAGCAGUCUGAUCAACCUGGGUAGAGCCAUCAAAGGCCAAGUCCUAAUGUCUUCCGAGCUAGAAAAUGUCUUCAACAGUAUGCUAGUGGGAAAAGUGCCAGGCAUGUGGGCAGCAAAGUCGUACCCAUCUCUGAAGCCCUUAGGUGGUUAUGUUUCUGAUCUCCUGGCACGUCUAAGCUUCUUCGAGGAGUGGAUUAAAAAUGGACCCCCAAACGUGUUCUGGAUUUCAGGAUUCUAUUUCACACAGUCCUUUUUAACAGGUGUUUCCCAGAAUUUUGCUAGGAAAUACACCAUUCCCAUUGACCACAUUGGAUUUCAAUUUGAGGUGACCUCACAGGAAUCAACUGUAGAAGAGAAGCCAGAAGAUGGGGCUUUUGUCAAAGGCCUUUUCUUGGAAGGAGCUCGGUGGGACAGGAUUACAAUGGAAAUCGGAGAGUCUUUCCCUAAAAUUCUUUAUGAUCCUCUCCCCAUCAUUUGGCUCAAACCAGGAGAAAGUUCCACAUUCCUGCAUCAUAACAUUUAUCAGUGUCCUGUCUACAAAACAAGUGCCCGGAGAGGCACUCUAUCCACUACUGGCCACUCAACCAACUAUGUCCUUUCCAUUGAGCUCCCUACAAUGAUGCCCCAGCAGCACUGGAUAAACCGUGGCGUGGCAUCACUGUGCCAGCUGGAUGAUUAAAAAGAUAUCUCCUAUUUACUCUCUAGUAUAUACUUAACUUUCCUUAGGCCAGUGACUAUAAUUUUAUAAAUGUAGAAAUUAUAGGGUCAUAGUAACUGGUAGGAGACUUCAGAGGUCCCAUAGUCCAUUUUACAGAUCAGAAAACUGAGUCUCAGGGAGCCUAUAACUUAUCAAAUUAAUUAAGAGUUGCUUAAGUUACAAGAGUUUGAGUGACUUAUUCAAUGGCACACAGUCAAUAUAUAUCAGAUGUAAGACUUGAGAAUUGGUGGUCUUCUAGAGUCUGAGAAUGCUAGAUUUUGCUUCUCUUGGGAUACUAAUAUGUUAAUCACUUUUUUGGUAUAUUUUUUGCUGUUUCUAUACUUUAUGUUCUACUCAUUUCUCUGCUGUUCUACAGUUCUGCUCAGAGAGAGUUAGGAAAGAAAACAAAGCAAUCAGUCGGGGCAGUGUUUUAAUAGAAUUUUCUUACACUUAGUUUUUACCUCCUCUUUAUGUUGAUAUAUCUGCUAUAAAGCCUGGGUAUUUUGUUAGGUGACACAAAACCAUGCUUGAUAACAAGUGUUCUUUCUUAAGUGACUUUUCAUUCUAAUUGAAUGCAUAUGGAAAAUCAGUUCAUGGGAAAAUCAUUUUCUUUAAGGAAAAUAAUUUGAAUGUAUCUACAAACCCCAGGAUUCUUCUAAGACAUGUAAAAUUAGCAGGAUUGAUAAGGUGUAAAAAAAAAAAAAAAAAUUAAGUUCUUUUAAAGGCCAAUAAAGAAAUAGUUCUCUACUUUUUUGAGAACUGUUUAAUAGCUGAUUUAAAAAAAAUUUAACAUUUCUCAUGUCCAAGGACAAGAUUCUUUAAGACUAUGUUGCCUAGAAUACAAGGUGAGAUUCUUUUUUAAGAAAAUGAAACUUUAAAAAUAAAACUUGCUUUAUGUUGGUAGAUGUUUUGAAUAAAGGCAAAACCAAUCCAAAGUAAGAAAAAAUAAGAAGAAAUUUUUGAAAAUUUAAAUAUUUGUUUUCAGUUCCAAAUUUUCUGAGAAGGCAAGAAAAACAAUUUCCAUUACACAUGUGAAGUCAUGCUAAAUAUAUUUUCACAUUGUUGAAGUUUUUAUUUCUCAAAGAUGACCAUGGGAAGUAAUGCCUUGAUGUGAAAGUGAAUUGGAUUUAAGUGAAAGUAGGCUGUGCAAAAUCACCAGCCUCACUUUCUCUUCCAGAACCAUUGUAAGGGAGGGGGGAAGGGGCAAGAUAUACAUCAGGAGUACUAGAGAUGGUGUUGGAUGCAGUGGGAAAUUUUGGCUUUUAGCUAUGUUGUCCAUAUUCUCUCCCCCAAAACAAUGAAAAUAAAAGGGGAAAAAAGCCCCAUGGUUAAUCUGCACUCAAGUUAAUCAGUUCUUUCUGAAGGUAGAUAAUAUCUUUCAUCUAAGUUGGGUCUUUCACAGUUGAUUACCAUUACAAUAUUGCUGCUCUUGUGUAAAAAUAGUUCUAGUUCUGCUCCCUUCACUUUCCAUUAACUCAGGUAAAUCUUUCCAGCUUCUUCCCAUUCCCCAUUUGAAUGGAUAUCCCUUCAAUUUCCAACUCUUUGCUGCUACAAAAAGAACCACUGUAAAUAUUGUUGUACAUAUAGAUGGACCCUUUUCCUUUUUCUUUGAUCUUUAUGGGUAAAGACCUAAUAAAAGUGCAUUGCUGGGUCAAUAGUUUCAUAAGCCAUUUGUGCUAUAAAAUACAUAGUUCGAAAUUGUUUUCCAGAAUGGUUGGACCAGUUCACAGCUUCAACAACAAUGUGCUAGUUUACCUACUUUUCCACCUUCACCCUGUCACUCCACCCUCUCUAUCAUGUUAGUCAAUCUGUUGGUUGUGAGUUGGUUCCAUAGAGUUGUUUUAAUGGGUAUUUCUCGAUUUUUAGUGAUUUAAAGCAUUUCUUCAUAUAAUUAUUGAUAGCUUUGAUGUACUCUUCUGAAACUUAUUCAAAUCCUUUCACCAUUUAGCAAUUGGAAAGUGAUUCUGAUUUUUAUAAAUUUGGCUCAGUGGUAAGUUAUUGAGAAAUGGGAACUUCAUCAAAGAAACUUGCUGUAAAUUAUUUCUCCCCAGUUUCCAACCUUUACUUUAAUUUUGGCUGUAUUGAUUUUUUUAUUUUAAUUUUUUGUGUAAAAUCUUUGUAAUGUAAUCAAAGUGAUCAAUUUCAUUUCCUGUGAUCCUCUCUAUUUCUUGUUUGGUCAUGAAUAUUUCCCUUAUUCAUAGAUCUGACAAAUAAUUUUUUCUAUGCUUCCUUAAUUUACUUUUGAUAUUUUUUUUAAAAAGCUUUUUAUUUAAAAAAAAAACUUUUAUUUUUAAAACAUAUGCAUAGUUUUCAACAUUCACCCUUGCAAAACCUUGUAUUCCAAAUUUUUUUCUCCUUCCUUCCACCCCAUCCCUUAGAUGGCAAGUAAUCCAUUAUAUAUUAAACAUGUGCAAUUUAUAUAUAUAUAUAUUUCCACAAUUAUGCUACACAAGAAAAUCAGAUCAAAAAGGAAAAAUAUGAGAAAGAAAACUUUUGCAAGCAAUCAAUAAAAAAAUGAAAAUACUUUUAUGAGCCAUUUAAUCGCUAUAGUCCUCUCUCUGGGUGCAGAUGGCUCUCUCCAUCACAAGACCAUUAGAACUGGCUUGAAUCACCUUGCUGUUGAAAAAAAGCUAUGUCCUCCUCAGAACUGAUCAUUGCAUAAUAUUAUUGCUGUGUACAAUGUUCUCUUGGUUCUGCUCACUUCACUCAGUAUCAGUUCAUAUAAGUUUCUUUCUGAAAUCAUCUUGCACAUUGUUUCUUACAGAACAAUAAUAUUCCAUAACAUUCAUAUAUCAUAACUUAUUCAGUCAUUCCCCAACUGAAGGACAUCUACUCAGUUUCCAUUUUCUUGAUACUACAUAAAGGGCUACUACAAACAUUUUUGCACAUGUGGGUCCUUUUCUCUUUUUUAUGAUCUCUUUGAAAUAAAGGCCCAGUAGAGACACUGCUGGACCAAAGGGUAUGCACAGUUUGAUAUUGUUCUCCAGAAUGGUUGAAUCAGUUCACAACCCCACCUAUAAUGUAUUAAUGUCCCAGUCUGACCAUAUCCCCUCCAACAUUCGUCAUUAUUUUUUCCUGUCAUCUUCACCAAUUUGAGAGGAGUGUAGUGAUAUCUCAGAAUUGUAUUAAUUUGCAUUUCUCUGAUCAAUAGUGAUUUAGAGCAUUUUUUCAUAUGACUAGAAAUUGUUUUAAUUUCAUCAUCUGAAAAUUAUCUGUUUAAAUCUUUUGACCAUUUAUAUGAUAUCAUUCUUUAUGUCUAAAUCAUUUACCCAUUUGGAGCUUAUCUUGGUAUAUGAUAUUAGAUGCUGGUCUGUGCCUAGUUUCUGCCACUCUGAUUUUUGGUUUUCCCAGUAAUUUUUUGUCAAACAGUGAAUUCUUGCCCUAAUAGCUUGUAUCUUUGAGUUUUUCAAACACUAAGCUACUGUGGUCAUUUACCUCUCUAUAUUUUAUGCCUCAGUUAUCUCACUGAUCUACUGUUCAUUUCUUAUUUAGAACCAGAUUGUUUUCAUGAUGAUGAUGAUGAUGAUGAUGAUGAUGAUUGUAGUACAGUUUGAAAUACGGUGCUGCUAGGUCACUAUUCUUUGCUUUUUUUUUUUUUCCUCCAUUGAGUCUCUUAAAAUUCUUGACCAUUUUUGUUCUUUCAAUUGAGCUUUGUUAUCAUUUGUUCUACUCCUAUAAAAUAAUUCUUUGGUAAUUUUGAUAUGGCACUGAAUAAAUUAACUAAGGUAAGUUGUCAUUUUUAUUAUAUUUUUAUUGGCUUGCUCUUUUUAUGAACAAUCAAUAUUUCUCCAGUUAUUUAGAUCUCUCUUUGUAUGAAGUAUUCUUUAAUUGUAUUCAUAUAGUUUCUCUGUGUGUCCCAGAAAGUAGAUUCUCAAGUACCACUGUCUCCAGUUAUUUUAAAUAACAAUUUCCUAUCUUUUCCUAUUAGGUUUUUGUUGGUAAUAUUUAGAAAUGUUGAUGAAGUAUGUGGGUUUAUUUUCUAUCCUGAAACUUCGCUAAUUUUUUUUUGAUUAAUAUUUUAGUUAAUUAUCUAAGGUUCUCUAACUAUACUAUAAUAUCAUCUGCAAAAAAAGAUGGUUUCUUAUUCUUAAUUCCUUCAAUUUAUUUUUCUUGUCUUUUGGCUAAAGCUAGUAUAUUUUGUGCAAUAUUAAACAAUAGUGGUGAUAAUGGACAUCUUUGCUUCACCCUGGAUCUUACUGGGAAGACUUAGUUUAUAUCCAUUACCAACAAUUCUUGUUUAAAAAAAUUAGAACUUAUUGUUUUAAGAAAAGCUCUGCUUAUUUCCAUGCUUCCUAUUGUCUUUAAGAUGACUGUUGCAUUUUGUCAAAAAAUAAUUUCUUUGUCUAUCAGUAUAAUCGUAUUUUUGUUGUUUUUCGUUAUUAAUAUGGCCAAUUAUCCUUAGUUUUCCUCAUAUUGAACCAGCCCUGCAUUCCUGGUAUAAAUUCAACCUGAACACAGUAUGUGAUUUUUGUUCUGUAUUACCAUAGUCUCCAUAGUUUUGCUCUCUCUGACUUAGAUAUAAAAUACCAUAUUUAUGUCAUAGAAGGAUUUUAGAAGGAUUCCUUAUUUUUUUCAAAUAGUUUCUAUAGAUUGUUCUUUAAAUGUUUGGUAGAAUUUGCUUGUAAAUUCAUCUGGCCUUAGGAAAUUUUUUUUUCUUGCAAGUUCACAUAUGUCUCAUUCAGUUUCUAAGAUAGAGUUAUUUAAGUAUUCUGUGUAAACUAGGGCAAUUUAUGUUUUUGUAAAUAUUCAUUCCAUUUAGAUGGUCAAUUUUAUUGUCAUAUAAUUGGGCAAAGUAGUUGCUUAUAAUUAAUUUAAUUUACAUUUUUCAUUUUUAACACUGGUAAUUUGAUUCUUUUUAAUCAACUUAAUUAAUGACCUGUUUCUUAAAGCCAGCUUCUAGUUUUAUUAGUUCUUUUUUUCCCCCAACUUUAUUAGCCUCUCUUUUGAUUUUCAGGAUUUCCAUUUUGGUGUUAAUUGGGAAUUUUAAAUUUGUCUUUUUUUAGUUUUUUACUUGCAUGCCCAAUUCAUUUAUCUGUUUUUUUUUUUAUUGAUCUAAGCAUUUAGAUCAAAUCAGCUUUCCCCCAAAGUACUGCUUUUGGCUGAAUCCCACAAAUGUAGAUAUAUUCUCUCCAUCAAAUUAUUGUUUCUAUGAUUUGUUCUUUGAGUCAUUCGUUCUUAAGGAUUGGAUUAUUUCUUUGGCAAUUAAUUUUUAAUCUAUGAUCCAAAGGACCUUUAUGGAAUAAAUUUUAUUGCAUGGUCCAAAAAGGUUACAUUUAAUAUUUCUGCUUUUAUUAUUAGGUUUUAAUGCUUUAACACAAGUUUUUUAAAGGUGCCUUGAACAGUUGAGAAAGACAGACUACUUUCUAUUCCCAUUUAACAUUUUCCAGAGGUCUAUCAUAUUUUUUCUAAAAUUCUGUUUUUAAUUUUUUUAAGUUAAUAUAUCUAGUUCUGAGAAAGGCUCCAUACUAAUGUUGUUUUACUAUUUUCUCCUGUUAUUUAUAUAACUUUUUUUUCAAGAACUUGGAUGCUAUGAAAUUUGGUGUCCACGUUUAGUACCAAUAUUAAGUUAUUGUCUUUGCGCCUUUGAACAAGAUGUAAUUUCCCUGCUUAUUCCUUUUAAUUAGGUCUAUUGCUUUUGCUUUUGUCUGAAAUAAUUUUCAUGCCUGCAAUUUUUAUUUUUAUUUCAGCUGAAAGAUGGUAGAUUGUGCUCCACCCUCUUAUUUUAACUCUGUUUUUCCCAUUUCAAGUGUGUCUUGUAAAAAAAAAAAUUGUUGGAUUUUGCUUUCUAAACUAUUCUGCUUUAUGCUUAUGUGUGUUUAUUUCAUUCACAUUUAGUUGAUAGCUAUUUGUAUUUUCCUCCAUCCUAUUCUCUUCGAUCAAUUUUUAAAAACAUUGUUCCUGUUUCAAAUGUCUAUUUUGCUUCUAACCACUGUCUGUCUCCCCUUAAUAUAUUUCUCUUUUCAUCCUCUCCUUUUCUUAGCUCCUUUUU
Molecule: messenger RNA, 18350 nt
Organism: Antechinus flavipes (yellow-footed antechinus)
Lineage: Eukaryota; Metazoa; Chordata; Mammalia; Dasyuromorphia; Dasyuridae
Gene: DNAH3
Product: dynein axonemal heavy chain 3
Exons: 62
Coding region: 92-12343 (4083 amino acids)
Biological process (GO): microtubule-based movement
Cellular component (GO): dynein complex
Molecular function (GO): ATP hydrolysis activity; dynein intermediate chain binding; minus-end-directed microtubule motor activity
Source: RefSeq, a predicted model, not a curated record